AUGGCUACUAGCUCAGACAAAUCAACUGCAAGCUCAAGUGAAGCAGAGAAAAACGUAGAGGAUGUCGUCGAGCAACUCAGACGGGCUCUAAAAGAGAAACGUUACGAACAAGCUACUCCCUUGCUGCAGUAUUUGAUGGCAGAAGAUAACGGUAAGGCAUUGGAAAUCGCAAAGAACGACAAAUUUCACUUUAACCAGAAGAACGACAAAUUUCGCUUUAACCAGCCGAAAGGUAUAAAGGGGUCUUUUCUUCAUUAUGCUGUAAAGGGUAAUCAUGUUGAUGUGGUGAGAUUUCUCAUUGAGGAGUGUGAGUGUGAUCCAUCAACUAGUGAUGAAAGGGGAUUUGAUAAUUCUUAUGCUAUUGCAGUUGAGUAUGAAUCAAUUGAUGUAUUGAAAUAUUUAUUCAACUGUCACAGAUCUACUUGUGGCUUAUUGAGGGGUUCUGUCUGCUCAAUUAUUUUUUCUAAAGCUGUUAGACAUAUUAAUAGUUUAAAGUGUCUCAUUAAUGAUUGCAACGUUGAUCCAAUGGUGCGUCAUGGAAAAGUUGGGUCUUUACUGAAUCAUGCAGUUCUUUACGAUUCAAUGGAGGCACUAAAGUAUUUAAUCAAUGAGUGUAACUGCGAUCCAAUGGCUAAGUCUGAUAUAUGGGGAAGUACAAUUCUUCACUGUGCUGCACGUCGUGACAAAUCAGAAGCUGUUGAGUUUUUAUUAUCAACUGAAAUGUUGGAGGGGUAG
This is a messenger RNA of Amphimedon queenslandica, 735 nucleotides long. RefSeq lists its product as uncharacterized. Gene Ontology annotation, molecular function: protein binding. NCBI's taxonomy places the organism in Eukaryota, Metazoa, Porifera, Demospongiae, Haplosclerida, Niphatidae. The transcript is spliced from 2 exons. The record is from RefSeq and is a predicted model, not a curated record. Bases 1 to 735 code for a protein of 244 amino acids.